AUGGUUCUUCACGAUGAUUUCUUGGUCGUCGUUGUUGUUGGCAAGUUAUUGUCAAAAGAAUUGACAGUUUAUCACCAGCUUCCAAACGAUUUUAAUAGGGGAUUCUCAAAAAUCCCCCCAGAUGCUACCAGCAUCUUUGAAGGUUUGCAUAGACCAUGUGCUAAGGGGCAUCCCAUGGCAAGAUAUCCAAACAAAUCUCUCUUUAUUGGCUUGUUCACCAUUCCAAGUGGUAGUAUUUGGAGAAAUAGUGUUUGGACCUCUUUAUCUGCUGCCAACUCUUCCUAUUCUGGCCCUCUUUUCCUCUGUGGGGACUUUAAUCAAGUCCUUUCUCCAGUAGAUAAAUGGGAAAAAAACAGUCACCAUACCCCAGGAUCCCUCUCAUUCCAUUCUUUCCUUGCUUUCUUUGGUCUUAUAGAGGUUAAAAAUGUAGGUCAUUGGUUUACAUGGACUAACAACAGAGAAGGAGAUGCAUGUACUUUUGAAAGGCUUGAUAAGGGUUGGUGUAAUCUUGGGUGGCUGGACUUGUUCCCUAAAGCUUAUAUGUCCAACUUGGGCAUCUCUAGAUCUGAUCAUGCCCCUAUUUCCUUUGUUACCUCUCCUCCUUCAACCUUAUUUCCCUUUCCUUCCAAAUUUGAGGCUUGGUGGCUGCAAAACACUACAGCCACACAAAUCAUCAAAUUCACUUGGAAUUUGCCUCUUCCUGGUUCCCCUCUCUUUAAAGUAGUGAACCAUAAUAAAAGCAUGCUCAAAGUUUUGAAGCUUUGGGCUAGAGAGAGAAAAGACUCUAUUCCUGUUAAAAUAAAAAUGAUUCAAUCUCAGCUAUGUAGUGUCCUUGAGAAUAUCUCCUCUUCCAACCUUUUGCUUGAAAAAUCUUUGAGAAAGGAUCUGGAUUCUCUUUUGGAACAAAAAGAAUUAUUUUGGGCUCAAAGAGCCAAACAACAUUGGCGGACUCUUGGGGAUUCUAAUACUAAAUUUUUUCACUCUAUGACAAAAGCAAGAAGAGCCAGAAACCAUGUUUGGCAAUUAAACUCUUCCUCUGGGCAUGUCUUGAAGGAUGAAUCUGAUAUUAGGGUUGAGUUUCAUCAGCACUUCAAAUCUUUCUACUCUUCAGCUUCUCCCUCUUCUCUAGAAACACUUCAGUCCCUUAUUCCUUUCUCAACUCUCUCAGAAGAUCAACUGGUUGUAUUAAAUCUUCCAUUCCAAGCUUGGGAGGUUAAAAAGCUCUUUUCUAAAUGGCUCCCUUAA
This is a messenger RNA of Rhododendron vialii, 1245 nucleotides long. RefSeq lists its product as uncharacterized. Bases 1 to 1245 code for a protein of 414 amino acids. The transcript has 3 exons. Lineage: Eukaryota; Viridiplantae; Streptophyta; Magnoliopsida; Ericales; Ericaceae. The record is from RefSeq and is a predicted model, not a curated record.